AUUCUCUCGCUCGAAGCUUCCGACCAGGCUUUCGGAAGCCGAAUAUUGAGGGAGGAAUUGAGGGACGAAUGGAAUGGAGGCGAGGUUUGGACCAGACAGACAACUGUUUUGUAAGAUCAGUCUGCAUGCAGCAGCAGCAGCUCGUACAACGUCGAGAAGUCCACAAGAGCGAUGGGGUGACGAGCACAAGACUGAAGUGGAUGAAUGAGGGGUUAUUCUUUUCUUUAUUUUAUUUUUUCUAUUUCAAAAUGAAUGCGGUGUUGUUGUCUUCUGCACACACUCUGUGUUGUUGAUUUGUUUUGUCUCCCUUCGUUCGCUGCAGCUGCUGCAGCUUUGUUGCCUGCUCUCCCCUUAUUCUCUCUCUGCUGCUGUUGUUGUUGUUGUUGUUGUUGCGUUCUCGCUCUCGGGUCGUUCCUCUCGUCUUCCUUCUUCCGCCGUGGGAGUCGUGUGAGCCUGCUCUUGAUCUCUCUUUGAUGAAAUGUCGCUGUUUCUUGAAGGGUGACGUUGAAGUGGCAGGGUUUGUAGUUGGCAUUCUGAUUUUCGGAAUAAGCGCGAGAGGGACGACUGCAUCGUGUUGUUUUGCUUAAUGCUAAGAAGAAGGUUUUUCAUAGUGUUAGAGUGGAAACUGUGGUGGCCUAUUGUAUAGAGCGAACGAGAGAGAGAGAGAGAGAGAGAGAGAGAGAGAGGUCAGGGUGAUUUUUCGUCAGUGGAAAGGUAGGGAAGUGACUUCAGCGAAUAAAGAUCAUUGUCGUCGGCUUUGCGGGAAAGGCCACUGGAUUUUGGGAUGGCGGGCCGGUACGACAGCAAUCCGUUCGACGAAGAGGAACAAGUGAACCCAUUCUCAAAUCCCGUGGUGAGGGCGCAGGUUGGGAAGCCAUCGUAUGGUCUUGGUCUCUAUGACAAGGACCCAAACUCUGGAUUGUCUCAUCUUCCGCAUGAACCAGUAUUCUCUGAAGUAAAUGACGCCACAGUAGACAUUCCUCUCGGUGGUUCAAAAGAAAUGAAGAACAAGGAAAAAGAGCUUAAAGCCAAGGAAGAAGAGCUGAAGAGAAGAGAGAAAGAACUGAAACGCAGAGAGGAUGCUGCUUCAAUAGCUGGUAUUGUUAUUGAAUCAAGGAACUGGCCACCCCUAGUUCCUAUUCUCCAUCAUGACAUCGCCAAUGACAUCCCAGAACACGUCCGGGGGUUAAUGUACCGGGCUUAUGCAAGUUGGUUGGGCAUUCUACUUUGUUUGUUGUGGAACUUCAUUUGCGUAACUGCAGCCUGGAUUGCGGGAGCCAGCGGUGUGGAGAUCUUGUUCCUUGGCUUCAUUUACAUGUUGGCUGGCUUCCCUAUGUCAUAUUUUCUGUGGUACAAGCCUCUCUAUCGGGCAAUGAGGACUGAGAGUGUUCUGAAGUUUGGGUGGUUUCUUGUAUUCUAUCUGCUUCAUAUUUCAUUUUGUGUGUUAGCUGCUGUUGCUCCUCCUAUCAUUUUCAAAGGAAAGUCACUUGCUGGACUUAUUCCAGCUAUUGACCUUUUCGGAAAGAAGCUUAUUGUUGGUAUCUUGUAUGCGGUAGGCUUCGGCUUAUACACACUGGAGGUGUUCUUAAGCGUCUGGGUUUUGAAGAAUGUUAGUCAAUACUUCCGAGGCGAAGGCAGAGCAGCAGAAAUGAAGCGUGAAGCUGCAGCAGGUGCUUUUAGAUCAGCAAUCUGAAUCAUUUACAUUUUUAGUUGCAAAUCAAGAAUUUGUUGUAUGUUGUACACGCAUGGGUGAGGCUUCUUUUAUAGAAGUUUUUGGGCUGUAGAGAAGCCUAUUCUGUAACAGAUCGAGUUGCUGAAGCUCAUGGAAUAAUGGCAGAUUGGCAUAUCAGUCCCAUUCUUUGCGAUGCUGAA
Physcomitrium patens is the source of this 1872-nucleotide messenger RNA. RefSeq names its product secretory carrier-associated membrane protein 1. NCBI's taxonomy places the organism in Eukaryota, Viridiplantae, Streptophyta, Bryopsida, Funariales, Funariaceae. Gene Ontology annotation, biological process: protein transport. The record is from RefSeq and is a predicted model, not a curated record. Gene Ontology annotation, cellular component: recycling endosome membrane; trans-Golgi network membrane.